Candoia aspera is the source of this 8782-nucleotide messenger RNA. RefSeq names its product zinc finger protein 827 (gene ZNF827). Bases 88 to 4089 code for a protein of 1333 amino acids. Gene Ontology annotation, cellular component: nucleus. Gene Ontology annotation, biological process: positive regulation of transcription by RNA polymerase II. The record is from RefSeq and is a predicted model, not a curated record. NCBI's taxonomy places the organism in Eukaryota, Metazoa, Chordata, Lepidosauria, Squamata, Candoiidae. The transcript has 14 exons.
UGCCUGCCUCUGUUCCUCUUUGGGAUUUUUUUUUUUUCAAUUUGGUCUCCCAUUAAACCAAGGAGGAGAAUGUGAAAAGGGGGGAAAAUGCCCAGGAGGAAGCAGGAGCAACCCAAGCGCCUCUCUUCACAUGGUACUAGACAGGAAGAAGCUGAAGAGGAGCUUAGCGAGGAAGAACAUUGGUUUGGGAACUCUUCAGAAACCCCAUCAGAAGCAUCUUAUGGAGAAGUCCAGGAGAACUUCAAAUUAUCCUUUGAGGACAGGAUUCAAGAGCAAUCCACAUCUCCAGACACUUCUUUGGGAAGCAGGACUCCUAGCAGCAACACACUGGAGUUGGUGGCUGUUGAGAAUGAGGCCAUAAGGGAUGUAUUACAGAACAAGGAACAUCAAUCCUCUAGCGUGUCUUCUAUCUGUGAGGAUGAUACUCCUGGCCCAAACAAGCCAUUGAGUAGUAACUUGAGACGUCUGCUGGAGGCUGGUUCUCUCAAGCUAGACACUACUAUCACAGUUAAUGGCCGGGUUGAGUCCCCUAUAAAUCUUGGCUCGAAUAUCUCUUUUUCUCCAUCUACACAUCAUGCUCAGCAGCUAAGUGUCCUUGCUAGAAAGCUAGCUGAAAAACAGGAACAAAACGAUCAGUAUGGUGCAAACACAGGGUUCAUAUGGAAUCAAGGAAAAUGGUUGCCCAACUCAUUGCCAUCUUGUGGCUUGUCUCCAGAUUCAGCAAUCCUAAAAUUGAAAGCUGCUGCCAAUGCAGUCCUUCAGGACAAGUCUCUUUCUCGAACUGAAGAUACAACAAUAAGGUUUGAAACCUUUUCCUCACCGUUUAGUUCUCAAUCAGCUAGCUCCACCUUAGCUGCACUAUCAAAGAAGGUCAGUGAAAGAAGCAUGACUCCUGGGCAGGACCACUCACCGCCAGCAAGUUCUUUUCUUUCUCUUGCCUCAAUGACUUCUUCAGCAGCCCUACUCAAGGAGGUUGCUGCAAGAGCUGCAGGCAGCCUUUUGGCUGAAAAGAAAAAGUCACUGGUUGUAGAAGAUCCCCUGCAGCUUUCAGACAUGAAGCAAGAGAAAGUGACUCCACCACAAUCUUUGGAACUAUUGUUACUCCCAGCCCCUAAAGGAAGAGCUUCGAAAACCUCAAAUUCAGCCUCAGAAGAAGAAAGUGGGAAACCUUUCCAAUGUCCAAUCUGUGGUUUGGUUAUAAAAAGGAAGAGCUACUGGAAGCGACACAUGGUGAUCCAUACAGGCUUAAAAAGUCAUCAGUGUCCUUUAUGUCCAUUUCGUUGUGCACGUAAAGACAAUUUGAAAUCACAUAUGAAGGUUCACCAACACCAGGACCGGGGAGAGACAUUUCAGUGCCAGCUGUGCCCAUUUACUUCCUCUCGCCAUUUCAGUCUGAAACUCCACAUGCGUUGCCAUCAACACUUCCUGAGGACAGAAGCCAAAGUGAAGGAAGAGAUCCCAGAAAUGGAUGUCAAGGUCUCACCACUACUCAGUGACAACUCCAGAAUGGGGCAGGAGGUGGAUGGAGGAACAGACCAUGUAGGGACUACUGCUGCCUCUAGAUCUCCUGAUGCACUUGGACAGGUGGGAGUUGCCAUCCCACCUCUGCUAGUCAAAGAAGAACCCAAAGAUGACAGCAGUGCCCCUAGCCCCUCUUUUGCCCUCAAUGUUGUUGACAGAAUUGCCAACAGUACAAAGCUAAAAGACUCCAUUGACUUUGUGACCAAUACAGCAUCAGCACUUUUCAGCCAGGAUAUCUCAGUCAAGAUGGCUUCCGAUUUUCUCAUGAAGCUCUCAGCUGCAAAUCAAAAAGAACCGUUGACACCUACAUUUAAAGUGAAAGAUGAGCCGAAAGAUGAGGACAAUGCAAACUCCACGUUGCCUAAAACCAAUUAUGUUUUUAGUCAUGAACCUGAGGUAUCCACACCAAUUAUUCCUAAGGAGAAUCUCAAACCACAAGAAGUGCCAGCAAAUGUACUGCAGCAGGAUAUGUCAGUCAAAGCAGCAUCUGAACUUCUCAUGAAAUUAUCAGCGGAAAGUCACAAGGAAUCCCAGAUAAUGAAGGUUAAAGAAGAGCCAAUGGAAGUUGAGAUUCAUGACUCCCAAGCCUCUGUUUCACCCGGCCAAAAUGUCAGCUACAGCACUUUACUCAGGCAAGAGAUAACCGAACAGGUACAAAAGAUCCCUGAAAGCCGUGUAGUCCCGGAGAGAAACCUCUUUAGCCAAGAUAUAUCUGUGAAAAUGGCUUCAGAAUUACUUUUUCAAUUGUCAGAAAAAGUGAGCAAAGAGCACAAUCACUCUAAAGAUAACACCAUCACAACUACAACUGGCCCAUUUUUUUCUGAAGAUACUUUUAGACAAUCACUAUUCACUUCCAACUCAAAAGAUCUCCUGUCUAACGAGAGUGCUGUUCAGGGAAGGACAACGGUUCUAGAAACAGAGAAGAUAGGACUGGAAGCUGGAAAUGGGUUGCCAUCCUGGAAAUUUAAUGACCAGCUCUUUCCUUGUGAUGUAUGUGGAAAAGUGUUUGGCCGACAACAGACGUUGUCCCGACAUCUCUCCCUGCACACAGAAGAGAGAAAAUACAAAUGCCACUUGUGCCCAUAUGCUGCUAAGUGCCGUGCUAAUCUGAACCAGCAUCUGACUGUGCAUUCUGUGAAGUUGGUGAGUACAGACACUGAGGACAUUGUCAGCGCUGUCACUUCUGAAGGCAGUGAUGGAAAGAAGCAUCCUUAUUAUUACAGUUGUCAUGUGUGUGGAUUUGAAACCGAGAUGAAUGUCCAGUUUGUCAGUCAUAUGUCGCUUCAUGUGGAUAAAGAACAAUGGAUGUUUUCUAUUUGCUGCACAGCCUGUGAUUUUGUUACCAUGGAAGAGGCAGAGAUGAAGGCUCACAUUGCCAGCAAGCAUGCAGGUGAAGAAAGGAAGACACCCAGUGACUCAACCAGUCCUUCUUCUUUGUCCUUGUCAGCUCUUAGUGAUUCUGCCAACAGUAAAGAAGAUGCAGAUAUCAGCCCCAAACCCAAGGGAUCGAAUAACCUGCUAGUUAUUUCCGUAGUGCCUGGUAGUCAGACUCUAUUAAAUGUGGAAGAAAAAUCAGAGAAAGGUUUUGAAUGUGUUUUCUGUAACUUUGUCUGCAAAACAAAAACCAUGUUUGAGCGCCAUUUGCAAAUCCACCUGAUUACAAGGAUGUUUGAAUGUGAUGUGUGCCACAAGUUCAUGAAGACUCCUGAGCAAUUACUGGAGCACAAGAAAUGCCAUACUGUCCCCACUGGUGGGCUCAAGUGCCCCUUCUGCAUUUAUUCCACAAACCGUCCAGCAGCAAUGGAAUGCCAUUUGAAAACCCACUACAAAAUGGAGUACAAGUGCCGGAUCUGCCAAGCAGUGAAAGCCAAUCAGCUCGAGCUGGAAAUGCACGUUCGAGAGCAUCGCCUUGGCAACCACUACAAGUGUGAUCAGUGUGGCUAUCUUUCAAAGACCGCCAACAAGUUAAUAGAGCAUGUGCGUGUGCAUACGGGGGAGCGCCCUUUUCACUGUGACCAGUGCAGCUACAGCUGCAAACGCAAAGACAAUCUCAACCUGCACAAGAAACUCAAGCAUGCGCCCCGGCAGACCUUCAGCUGCGAAGAGUGCCUCUUCAAGACCACCCACCCGUUUGUCUUCAGCCGCCAUGUGAAGAAACACCAAAAUGGAGACUGCUCUGAAGAGGAGAAAAAGGGCCAGGGUGUGACUUCCAAGGAAGCCGGCCCCCUGCUUGUGGCCAACAAUCCCCGCAGCCUCUUGUCCCCUCUUUCAGUGAUGUCAGCCUCCCAUGCGCUGCAGACGGUGGCCAUGUCAGCUGCUCACAGUGGCGGGGUAGAGCCAAACCUGGCGCUGAGGGCCUUGACCGUAAACGGCACUUCCCUGUGCUUUGACAAAUAUCGGAACUCUGAGUUUGCCCACCUCAUUCCCUUGACCAUGUUUUUCCCCAGAAACCACUUUGAAAUCACAUUCCACUCACCCCGAUCACAGACCCUACACUUGGAUGACACUUCGCCGAAGCACUCCUUCCUCGCCUAUCUUGGACUAACAGAAAGGGCAGAAACUCUCUAGGGCAGCCACAUUCUGUACCAAAAAUACUCCCCACCCCACCCCGACACACCACCCCAUCAGACUCCAAGCAGGUUUUAUUUCAAACCAUAGAUCCAAGAGGUUGGCUGCCCAAACAUUUGUACAAUAUAUUGUUAGUAGUAAGAUACAGUAAAGAAAAUGGCUCCACGUGUCUCCUUAAUACAUGGCCAUGAAGGCUGCUUUGGUAAACCUUCAGAGAGAUGACCUCCUGCAUAUUUCUACUUUCAGAGGCAUGUUUCCGUACUCUUACCUGAGAAACUCUUUUGUCUCCUUUAAGCUGAACAAGAGUGUCCUUAAUGGCAGUCAGCACUAGCUAAGAUGACCCUUUGAUGCAUUUGACUGUGGGUUCUGAAUCUGAGCAUUUCUAAAAGAGAGUUUGGGUGCCAUGGCAUUGCUUUUGCACAUCCUUUUGUACUGGCUUAUUUAAUAUGAACUUAAGAAGCUGCCUUAUGCUGCAUCAGACUAGUGGUCCAUCAAGCCCAGUAUUGUCUAUUACGAUUGGCACCAGUUCUCCAGGGUCUUGGACAGAAGUCAUUCCUAGCAGCUACUUCCUGAGAUUUCUUAACUAGAGAUGCUGGUGACUGAAUCCGGGAUCUUUAUACGUGCAAAGCAUGUGCUCUACCACUGAGCUGUGGCCCCACCCCCGUGAAACAUAUUGCAGUCCUCCAUGCUUGCUCACCUUGCCUGCUUCUCUUUUAUUGCUCAGUUAUGGAAUGUAGGAACAGCAAUCAAAAAGAACUAGCAUGGCAGUCAGUCCUGCUGGGAAUUUGCUAUAUUAUAGUGGCUAAGUUAGUCUCACAUCUCAGAAUUUGAUGAUCAGGGCAAAAGCAGAGAAGAGGAAAUUACUUUAGCCUUGCAAGGUGACGCUGUUUCAUAUGUUAAACAACUUUCCUACAUGGAGAUACUCUGUAUGGCCAGUGCAUGUACACAUGUAAUAUGAAGGGCUUUUCUCUGUGUACUCAGACUGGGUAGCCAAGUUUUCAUACCUGCUGCUCCAUGGAUUUAUUCAUGUUAUGCUCUCUCUUGCCUUCCCCAGCAAAAAGCACUCCAAUCACCUUUGAAAUAUUACAGUCAACAUGUAUUAUCUCUAUGAAGGAAAAAAGAUAAUGUCUAAAGCACUCCUGAAUACGUAACAGUGAUGUAUGAGAAGGCAGCUAGAUUUAUAAACAGCAAGUGUAUUCCAUACAUCCACCUGAUCCAAUUCUUUGCUUAUAUUCACGUAACUUGGGAUCCCUUCUUAAAAUACUUUAUGAUACAAAUACCCAAGAGCAAGGUACGUAUGAUAAGGCAUUUGUUUUAGAUUGGACAUACACAUUACAUUUAAAUUGCUGCUUUUCUUGGUCAGAUAACUGGAAACAGAAACCUGAUCAUUUUGCCAACAUGAUUCUCUAGUUGGCUAAGACAAAUAUCUGAUUCAAAGAUAUGUGCACUAGUCAAAUUUGAUGCAAAGUCAAUACAGAAAAAUAUAGCAAACAGCCCUCAGACCACAAAAUCACACCUACACAUUCUCGGUCUGAAUGCAGUGGUUAGCUUAUUUGCAAAGACAAGGGCAUACAUUUAACAGUGAUUAAACCCAGAAGAAGGAAUUUUAAAAAGGAAGGAUUUCUUAAAUUCUGGGCAUGAGGGCUCAGACUAAAUAAAGGCAGGUUUUGCACAGUGGUUGAGUCUUGCACUAGUAUGUUUCUCACUAGCAAAAAAUAAAUAGAAGUAAGAAACAUGUCAAAGAUAAUGUUUCUUUUUUUGACUGAAGAAUAUCAGAUUGUAUAUUUGAAAAGUAAGUGCAAGUUCUUUUAAAUGGAAGGAGAAAAAGGUGCUGUUUAAUUAUAGAAUUCUCUUUUAUAAGCCCAGCUAUUCAGCUAUAUUGGCAACUUUUGUGUUCUAUACCCUUCAUGUUAUUUGUAUUCCUUUAUAUCAUUUUGCUAAUGCUUACUCAAGUGUACUCUUCUAGGAAGGUAACUUUAUAUUUUCUUAAGGCUCUUAUUUUUAGUCAUUAAAAUGACAUAAAUAUUGCACUUUAUUGCAGUAGAAGCAAAUGUUGCAUUCCUAAUGGUUGAUCUAAAUAUUAACUUUUCCUGAGAUUAAAAAAAUGCCCAUGCACUGAACAUGUAUUAUGAAUCACUAUCACAUAAGCUUUCCCCACUAAAAAAAUUAUGGGGGAGAGGGGAUUCAAAGACCUUACAACAGAGAACAAGGAAGGAAAAAGCCUAAAUAUCAGCCAUUUGUAAAAUUGAAGUUAACAUAAGCAUAGUCAAAAUAAUGAAAGUCCAGAAAGAAGUUUAACCAACAUAUAGCCUUAUCUGGCUAACUAUUAUGGUGAAAUAAGUCAUUAUUUUAAAUAUCCUAAGAGAAAUUUAGGGGCCCUGUUUAUUGCACUAAAUUCUGAUAAAAAUACUUUUAGAAAUUUUGUGAGCUGUUCUUUUAACAAAAGAUGAUUAAGAUAAGGUUGGUAUAGUGUGAUGAACUGUGACAUUCCAGUGGCAUUCCACCCCAAACUGAGGUGGCGUUGCAAUACUAUGCAAUAGUCGUCAUCGCUUACUGGAGCCUUCCCCAGCCAUUCAUCAUGCUGGCUGGGGCUUCUAGGUGGUGUAAGCCCAAUGCAACUUGAACGUAUAAGGUAGGGGAAGGCUGAGUUUUUGACCCUAUUCCCAUGACAUUAUCAACCUCAUCAUCCAUGUGCCAAGUUAUACUCACCGUCCUGUGCAAAAAGCACUUAAUCAAGGCUGGAUCAGUCCAUGGACUGGGAGCCAUUUUUUAAAAUCCUGCUGCUGUUGAGGCAGGAAGGAUAUCAUUUUCUGCCUCCUUUCCUAUUUUUCACCAUACAUCAGAGUGGGGGGAAAAAAGGCCAGGAAGGAAGUUCUUACCCAUUUCCUACUUGUUUCUGUUCCUUUUUUUUUUUUUUGUCAUGCAGUCACGAGGGUGAAAACCAAAACAGCCAUAUAGAUGGAAUAUCUUUUUUUUAAAAAAAACUUUUCACAGGCCUCUCUCUAGAAUUUCAUCUCUAUCCUAGGAGAGAUAAGUGUUAAUUAACCCCACGGUCAGCCACAACAUGGCUAACCCGAGGGAUUUAAUUUAGUCCUUUGCAUAAUUAUUUAUGGCUAAUCCUAACUCCCUCAUGGUUGGUUGCUAUCUCAGCUAACCCAUAAUUUUUGUUGGCCAGUUAAGUGUCAUGGGAAAAGGGCCAUUAAUUGCCCCUUCCUCAUUGUUCCAGUGAAGCCUAUCUUGGGGAAUAGGGCUCCUGUGCACCAUAGCAACCUCGCGAGUCUUGAAGCCUGGCAACAGAAGACUGGUAGUCUGGGAUGCGAAAGGUGCGCAGGACACUGUCGUGCAGGAGUGCUGCAGUGGCAGAUCCAGCUGGGCAACAGUAUGGUGUUCUAAUAGGAUGGGUGGGAUUCUGCAACAAAUGAGUGAUCUGGCCUUACCCUUACCCAGAGUGUUGCUGCUGCAGCAUUGCCAAACACAGAGAGUAAGAGUUUGAUCUCAAUUAUCUAAUCCAGCCUUCCCCAACCAAAUACCAUCCAUGCAUGUUGGAUUAUAGCUCUCCUCCACCCCUGACAGCACACCUUGGCCAUGAUUUAAAAUAUGCAUCAGCUCACAUGGAGGGCACCAGACUGAAGCAACGUGAACUCUGCAGGUUUGGGAAACUUGUUUUGGGAGUAAUCUUGAACCAAUUGUUCAGCUACAGUUGCCAUUGAAGGAAUAACCUUCAUAAAUCUCCUCUGCUGGUGAUUUUAGAAGAAAUAAAGGCGAAUGCCACACUUGUUAGGGAGCAUAAUAAUUUGGAAUGGUAACAAUUCUGUGGCAAAAGGACUUAUGGAGAUUUCUUCCUGCAAUUGGUUGCUGCAGUUAACUAAAUACAUUUAAGGUGUUUUAAGAUAACUUCCAAACAAUCAAACAGCAACCCUAUAAAAGAGAAAUAAAUCAAGUAGUGUGUCAGCAAGCUACACAUGCAUAGGAAUGUUAAAAGCAUAUUUUUUCCUGUAAACCAAAUAGUGCAAUAUACAUAGGGAUUUCAAGGAAUGAGAGUAUUAUGAUGCUAUGAGCAAUUUAAUGCUUUGGGUUUAACCAUUUUCCUUUUGUAUUUGUUUGUCAUAGUAAUGCUUAAUGUAAUUGGGCAGCUUUAUUUAGCACUUUGACCACUGAAUUUUUUCUGGAAAGUUAAUUAUGCAUUGUUUCUGUUUAAGAGGAAAAAAAAGAAUUUGAGGUGUUUUUAUUUUUUUAAGGAAAAAUAUACAGUAUUUAUCAAAGCCCUUGCAUACCCAAGAAUUGGUCUGCUGUUUGAUGCUAAAACUAGGAAUGCUCUCUAAUAUAUCUUUUGCUUGUUAAAAAAACUUAAUGUUUGUACCAACAGUUCACUUUGUACCAGUUUUUUCCCCACUAUGCACUCCUUACCUGGCUUCUGGUUUUUUUCAAUUUGGUUAUAUUCUCAGCACCUUUCUUGCUUUCCCUUUUCCUUUUAACUUGCUGUAUCAUAUUCAAAUAUCACACUGUCAAGGUUUGUGUACAUUAAUGGAAAUUUGUAAUGUAUAAAGCUUUUUUUUUUUUUUGCAUUCUAAGGCUGUACAGGGUCAUUUUGACAGUAAUUAGUAUAUUUCUCUGCAUCUUACGUUGCAUUGCCAAUUUCUAGUGUAUCCAGUUUGGAAGUAUAUAUACUCAAAUUAAAACAAAGUUGUCUAUA